AUGUUUACCUAUUUAUUCAUAUAUAUUCCUCCAUUCCAGGAACAAUUGAUUGUGACAGCCAACGGUAUUAUCAAUCAGCUUUUGACUGCUUACAAUAUCGCCAAGCUGUUCCUCAUUGUGGACGAUCUCAAGCCCAGUGUGAAUAAUCUGCUUGCUGACACGGCUUACAUACGAGCCAAUCAUGAAUCGGUGAAGAAAAUGCUGUCUAGCUAUUCUGGUGAGCUCAGUGCCUACACCGAUUUGCUUGUUCGAGCCUUCCGAGAUCUUUGUAACCAACUCAGAGGCAGUGUUCAGUAUAACACAUGUCUGCAACAAUUGUCCAAUGCCGAACAGCUACGUUUUACCUUCGACCCGACCAAGGUGAAUGCAAAUCCCAGCAUUACAUUGCAAGUGAUGGUCGAGCAGUUCAAUUUCAACCUGACAGCCAUCCUAACCCCAUUCGAUUCGGCCCGGGUCGGAAUUGAUCGUAUCACUGAGGAAGCCGUACAAAAGUUGUGUAACUUUUGCACAAUCAAUGUCAAUUCGUACAUUCGACCAACUCGAAUCCAUACAAAACGGAUAGAGGAUAAUAGGAUUAGCAUGUGGCUAAUCGAAGUUCGAGUUUUGGGCCUCCUGGACCGAACCCACAUUCGAUUGCGUCCUAUCUCGGUGGUCAGUGGUGUGCUCAGUCUGUUUGCUCUGUUUACACUCAUCGUAUCUGUCGCAGUUGUGCUCAGCAUGAUGCUUGUGCAGUCCGAGGGAUGUCGAAAUUUCACCGGUCAGACGAGUCAGUCACUCACUGACACGAUUUUGUAUCGGUAUAUGCGACACGAAUGGUCCAACUGGUUGAACAAUGCUACCAUCUCACCGGAUAUUCUAUCCCUGUUGAAUAUCGGUCCACCGACAAACCUCACCAAGGUGAUUAGCACCUCGUGCAAUCCAAACGUGAAUUCGCCCAACCAGGUCGGUCUGUUCGGAUUGGUUGGUCAUGAACGGAAUUUGAAUUUUCAACCUCUGCUGACCAGUGACAAAGUGACGUCGAUUAUUACGGAAGCAGAAAACGAAUUUGUCACACAGAUUGUUCAAACAGACUUCGCCUCGUACAUUCCAAAAGACCUGGACAGCUUGCAUGACUUGGCUCGUAAUGAAUCAUACACUGAACUAAGUCGGAACAUGCUUUCAGUUCCCAAUCUGACUACCUUCGUGGAUACUACAGCCGGAUUUUUACACGUGAUCCCAGAUAGUGUGUACGUACAAACUGUGAACAAAACACUCCAACUAAUCAAACAAUCAACGACCACUUUGGAACAGGUUCAGAUGCAAUCGGGAUUAUUGGCAGAAGCAUUUCUUAACCUAACUAAAAACCAGGACUUGACAAAUCAAUUUGACGCCCUUUUUGAAAGUGUGAAAACUACAGCCUCGAUCGUUUCCAAUAAAACUCAGCUAGAAGCUCCAAUACGGCCUGCGUUCCAAACCAGUAUCAAUCAAUUCCUUGAAGAAAUGAACAAACUUCUGUUAUCGCAUGUGGACCGCUAUUUGGAUGUGCUUAUCCCGUGUGGCCGCUUGUAUAAAAUGUACCAUCUGGUAUUCAAGCUAGUCUGUAAGCCGGACGGUUUAUGCAAUGCCAUGGGUGUAUUUUCCAUGCUUCUGGUGAUAACCAUAUUGCUGUUGAUUAUCGAUCUGUUCUUGUUUGUGCGUUUUAACGCGCGACAUCAAGUCCAAUCUCAUCUGGUGGAGAAUCAUUUGAACUGGUCGAAAGCGGUCAAGUGGACCUAUGAAGAAUGGACCAAGCAGAUACAUCGAGCAUGA
Messenger RNA from Echinostoma caproni, 1788 nucleotides. The record is from the annotation of a GenBank genome assembly. Lineage: Eukaryota; Metazoa; Platyhelminthes; Trematoda; Plagiorchiida; Echinostomatidae.